Messenger RNA from Meloidogyne enterolobii, 456 nucleotides. The record is from the annotation of a GenBank genome assembly. NCBI's taxonomy places the organism in Eukaryota, Metazoa, Nematoda, Chromadorea, Rhabditida, Meloidogynidae.
AUGGAACUAGUUUUGGGUGAAUUUGAUAAACGUUUUAAUUAUCACUUUUAUGGAGACAAAAAAACUAAUUUACCUAGCAAACCAGAAUGGUUUUUCUCACAACUUUCUUGUUGGGCAGAAAAUAAUUUGGAAUAUUUUGAAGUUUAUCUACAACCAUUUGUUGAUGAGGUUUUUUCUUUUGAAAAUAAUUUUUUAGAUUUUUUUGGAGGCCCCUUUUAAUUUUAAUUAGGCUUGAGUUGUUCAGAAUAUUUUUUAUCGAGACAAAAAUAUGGGAAAAAAUUUUUGGGGGAAAUAAAAGGAUUUUAGUGGAAUUCUGGUAGACCGUGUAAUUGCUGUUUGUAUAGGCUCAAAAUGUUUAACUCGAACAUUUUUCGACUCGAAAUUUGAAAGCUGAUCCAGAGAAAAUUUUUUUGAAAUUCCAAUCCGAGCCCUAACCUCUUUUUCUCUCAAUCCGUC